Molecule: messenger RNA, 3145 nt
Organism: Amblyraja radiata (thorny skate)
Lineage: Eukaryota; Metazoa; Chordata; Chondrichthyes; Rajiformes; Rajidae
Gene: naalad2
Product: N-acetylated alpha-linked acidic dipeptidase 2
Exons: 19
Coding region: 267-2471 (734 amino acids)
Molecular function (GO): carboxypeptidase activity
Source: RefSeq, a predicted model, not a curated record
UCCUCCGCUGGCUGUUUCAAAUUAAACAUUCCACUUUGGCUCAAUUGUGUCUGGGAGAUCUCCGCGCUUUUUGCUGAUAUCCCGCAAGUUACUUUAGCUGUCUUGAGUGGUGGCAACGAUGUAAGUCACAUGGCCAACAUUUACGUACUCUCGCAGCGUUUCACGGGGUAGUGAAGGGCCCCCCAGCUGUUCUGGACAAAGGGUUCUGGAGGCUCCGUUCAGGCUUUCACUCUGGGAGAGUUGAUCAGACAGACGAGCAAGUGAAAAUGAGGUCGGCUGACAGCUUGUGCAAGUGGACGCGAAGGUUGUUGAUAUUAUCUGCUGUCGUCUUCGUCGGAUUUCUAAUAGGAUGGUUUGGUCGGUCGUGCAUGAACUUCUCUACAAUGAAACAUAUAAAUAUACAGAAUAAACUGCUGAAUGAGAUGCAAGCUGAAAAUAUCAGAUCAUACCUCCGGAAUUGGACGCGAUUUCCUCAUUUAGCUGGGACUGUAAAGAAUCUCCAGUUAGCCCAAGAGAUUCAGACCCAGUGGAAGAACUGGGGCCUAGAUUCAGUUGAAUUGGCUGAAUAUGAUGUCUUGUUGUCCUACCCAAAUAAAAGUAAUCCUAAUUACAUCUCUAUCACCAAUGAGAAUGGAUAUUCGAUCUUCAACACGUCCUUAUUUGAACCACUGCCUCCUGGAUAUGAAAAUAUGGAGGACGUGGAACCACCUUUCAAUGCUUAUUCUCCAGCGGGGAUGCCAUUGGGGGACUUGGUCUAUGUUAAUUAUGGACGUUAUGAGGACUUCACCUGGCUGGAGAGGGAAAUGGGUCUCAACUGCACUGGAAAAAUUGUAAUUGCCAGAUAUGGGAAAAUCUUCAGAGGAAACAAGGUCAAGAAUGCUAUGAAGGCAGGUGCUGAAGGAGUCAUCUUUUACUCUGACCCGGCUGAUUACACUGCGCCAGGUGUGUUACCUUACCCAAACGGCUGGAACCUCCCUGGAAGUGGAGUGCAGCGUGGAAACGUGUUGAACACAAAUGGAGCUGGAGAUCCCCUUACCCCAGGAUUUCCAGCGAAUGAAUAUGCAUUCAGAUUGGAUGUAGCUAUUGGCCUUCCCGAAAUUCCUGUUCAUCCAAUCAGCUAUCAAGAUGCGGAACAGUUGCUGCGACAUAUGGGAGGAACUCCAGCCCCCAGUGAAUGGAAAGGACAACUGAAUGUUUCUUACAACAUUGGACCUGGCUUCAAGGACAAUUACUCCUCACACAAAGUCCAAAUGCAUGUCCACACAAGGAAUGAGGUGAGAAGAAUUUACAACGUAAUUGGCAAAAUUCGGGGAGCAGUGGAACCAGAUCGGUACGUCAUUCUGGGUGGGCACCGUGAUGCAUGGGUCUUUGGCGGCAUUGAUCCCACUAGUGGAGCAGCUACUCUGCAUGAAAUUGUGAGGAGUUUUACGAAGCUUAUGAGAGAGGGUUGGAGACCUAGAAGAACUAUAAUAUUUGCCAGCUGGGAUGCAGAAGAAUAUGGUUUAUUGGGAUCCACAGAGUGGGUAGAGGACAAUGCCAAACUGCUUCAGGAACGGGCCGUGGCAUAUAUCAAUGCAGAUUCAGCUAUUGAAGGUAACUACACACUGAGAGUUGACUGUAGCCCACUGCUCAACCAGUUGGUUUAUAAUCUGACCAAAAAGAUGCUGAGCCCUGACGAUGGAUUUGAGGGAAAAACCCUUUACCAGAGUUGGUACGAGAAAGAUCCUUGGAUAGGUUACAAGGAAACUCCCAGGAUAAGAAAACUAGGAUCCGGCAGCGACUUUGAAGCUUUCUUUCACCGAAUUGGCAUAACCUCCGGCCGUGUGCGAUACACAAAAAACCGAAAAACCGACAAGUACAGCAAUUACCCGACGUAUCAUAGUAUAUAUGAAACGUUUGAGUUGGUGGAAUGGUUCUAUGACCCUUCGUUUAAGAAACUACUUACAGUGGCCCAGAUACGAGGAGGAUUAGUUCAUGAGCUGGCAGAUUCUACCAUCAUACCUUUUGACUGCAGAGAUUAUGCUGAUGCCUUGGUUGAAUAUGCAAACAUCAUUUAUGAGCAGGCAGUACAACACCAAUUGCAGCUUAAACAAUACCAAGUCGGCUUUGACUCUCUGUUCUCUGCUGCACAUAACUUUUCAAUUGUUGCUACAGAGUUUCAUGAACGAUUACAAACGAUUGACACCAGCGACCCUCUUGUGGUACGAAUGAUAAAUGACCAGUUAAUGCUGUUGGAAAGAUCCUUUAUUCAUCCUCUGGGAUUACCAGGGAGACCUUUCUACAGGCAUAUCAUUUAUGCUCCCAGUACCCACAAUAAGUAUGCAGGAAUAUCCUUUCCAGGAAUAUAUGAUGCAUUAUUUGAUAUAGCAAAUGCCCCAGAUCAACGCAAAGCCUGGCAAGAAGUGAAAAAGCAGAUUGCUAUUGCUUCCUUUACAGUGCAGGCUUCUGCUGAGAUAUUGAAGCAAAUAUAAUUGUAUUUAGUUUUGUGACUUUGAGAUGCUGUGGAACAGAAACUGGACCAUGAGCUGAAGAUAUAGCAUUGAGCCCAUCCCUUGAUUAACCAUUUGAGAAUAUGAAUGGUUCUAUCAAAUUAAACCGCCUUUCUAUCAGAAUAUGCACAUUAUUUAUCACUCGUUCACUAUAUAAUCUACACUGCAGCUGUGCUAGUUGUAAUGCCUUGUUUCAGAUGGAUCAUAUUGUUAUCAAUUUGGAUACACUGCAGGAUGUGAGCGUAAAUAUGAUUUUUUUUUAAAUGAAAAAACUUUCUGACACAGUAGUUUGAAAACAUUUGUUAUAUAUGAAGAGAAAUUAGUGAGUAGACUUCAAAAAUUGUAAUUAAAAUUCAAACGCUAGAAUAGUGAAUAUACAAUAUCAACAAUGCUGAAACUUGUUAUUGCUGUCAAUUAUGUCGAUCUUCAAUGGAAUAUAAACAGCUGAUGCUGCAUCCUGACUAUGAAUGUUUAUAGCUUUUAGUUUCAAGAAUAUAUGCUAUAUAUGCAAUGUUUUUGUCUUCCAUAUCACUGUCCAGAGCAUGGUCUUCUCUCAUUAAUUUGUAUGUUUGUAUAUUUCACCUUUACUUAAAAAUCGGUACUUCAUUCUGCGAGGAGACAUAUUUUCCUUUUUGUCAAUAAAUGAUGAGACCUUG